This is a messenger RNA of Rhinichthys klamathensis goyatoka, 1924 nucleotides long. It is a transcript of the gene ric8b, whose product is annotated as RIC8 guanine nucleotide exchange factor B. Gene Ontology annotation, biological process: G protein-coupled receptor signaling pathway. The coding region runs from base 105 to 1718 and encodes 537 amino acids. Gene Ontology annotation, molecular function: G-protein alpha-subunit binding; guanyl-nucleotide exchange factor activity. NCBI's taxonomy places the organism in Eukaryota, Metazoa, Chordata, Actinopteri, Cypriniformes, Leuciscidae. The transcript has 10 exons. The record is from RefSeq and is a predicted model, not a curated record. Gene Ontology annotation, cellular component: plasma membrane; cytoplasm.
AGUUGAACAGAUAAGCGAAAACAGGAGGUGUGUAACUCUCAUCUGUUCUGUUGUGAGAAGGACUGUCAGUGUUUCUAAGUGAACGGCAAAAGCAACAUUCAGAGAUGAGUUUAAGUGCUAUUCUAUCAGAGAUCGACGGUGGAGAUGACAAGGAGGUUGAAAAGCUUUUGCAGAAGUAUAACACAGAGAACUGCCACACGUUCGCUUUUGACCGCAAAGAGGAGGAUGCACGAAUUGAGUUGUGUCGGGGUCUUCUCACAGUUCUCCGCCGGUCAGAUCUUCCACUUUGCCAAAGCACCUGCCUAGAGACCCUGCGCAUCCUGUCCAGAGACAAGCGUGUACUUGGUCCCGUAGGCACCAGAGAGGGCAUCCUCACUCUAGCAGGGCUGGCCCGGAUCUGUGUGGCGGGACACGACGGAGAGCCAUUAGAGUUGGCGCAGUCAGCAGAGGAAGAGAGGGUUGUGGUGGAGGCCCUCAAGUGCAUGUGCAAUGUGGUGUUCAACAGCGUGCCGGCACAACAGGUGGGAGCUGACUUGCAGUUGGCGGAGGGCCUUUGUGCCUGCUUGCAAUCGGUCAACUCAUCCCAUCAUGAGGUGGGCCUGUUCUCCCUUCGGCUGCUUUUUCUGCUUUCCGCCCUGCGGACAGAUGUGCGUGGCACGCUUCGGAGGGAGAUGGGUGCAGUCAGGCUGCUCACUAACGUGCUGGAACGCACCCUCGACGUGCGUUGGGUGGGGCCAUAUGAGGCUGCGCCCCCUGAUCCAGAAGCCCCGCCUAUUUCACCAGAAAACAACGAUCAUGCCAUGGAAGCCCUUAAAGCACUGUUCAACAUCACUAUGUCUGAUUCGAGCGAUGAGGACAGUGACCACCAGCUUCGGCUCAUUGCAGGCAUCAUGAGACAUCUCCUAAUGCUGAAGACACACACUGAAGAUAAAACAGAGGAGGCUCACAGUCAUGCCAUAAAUCUCCUGAGUAACCUUCCCGUGCAGUGCCUGGAUGUUCUGAUAGACGUCCCUGUCCAAGGUGGAAUAGAAAAGUAUGGUGGGAAGAACAUGGACACAGUGCAGAUGCUGCUAGAUUUUAUGGAAAAGAGGAUAGACAAGGGUUCCAACUAUAAAGAAGGCUUGACACCUGUGCUGAGUCUGAUGACAGAGAGCUCGAGAUACCACAGGGACAUCCGCAGAUACUUCAAGGCCAAGGUGUUGCCUCCCUUGAAAGACGUGAAGGAAAGGCCAGAAAUCGGCUGCACCGUUCGAAACAAAUUGGUGCGUCUCAUGACUCAUAUUGACAUGGCAGUGAAACAGGGGGCUGCUGAGUUCCUUUUUGUGCUCUGCAAAGAGAGUGUGGAUAAUCUGUUGAAGUACACUGGUUAUGGUAAUGCUGCGGGGCUGUUGAUGGCACGAGGGUUGCUGGCCGGAGGUAGAGGAGAGACGCAGUACUCCUCUGAUGAAGACUCUGACACUGAUGAAUACAAGUCAGCCAAACCUUUCAUUAACCCCAUUACAGGUCACAUAGAGCACCCAAUGCCAAACCCCAUAGAUGAGAUGACAGAGGAGCAGAAGGAAUAUGAAGCCCAGAAGCUUGUCAGUAUGAUUGAUGAAUUAUCAAGGAAAGAACUGAUCAGACCAAUGGGAGUGAGGAGGGAUGGCACACUAGCGCCCCUAGGACAAGCUAUCCAUGAGUGCAGCCCACCACCCAGCAGUGACUCAGACUCAGACUAAACUGGAGUUCACCGAAACCCUACAGGCACCACUGCUGAUGGCUAACCGUCAGUCUUACAUUACAAACUGUUCCUUGCACAAGGCGAUACUUCAAUUACUUUUGUUGCACGAGGGGCAUGUCUUUUUCAAAUUGGGACAUAUAUGGUGAAGUCCAUAUUGAGCAGAGAGAGAUAAGAAACAGAAAUGUUUAAAUAGAUAUCUGGAUG